GUUUGUGCAACAUGAGUAGAUAUGACGGCCAUAUCGCACAAAGACGAAGUUUGAGCAAAACGCUAUAGGCGGAGUGCUCAAUCGUUUAAGUUGUACAGUAUAUUUUUUCUACGACCCACUAAAAAAAUCUACAAAAUUAAAAUAUAAUUUUAGGUUAUUAAGUAACACUACGCUACUAAAUUCAACUUGUAUGAGCGGUGAUGAGCGGCAGGCGGCUUCGAUCACGCUUAAAUCUGUCUGACCACGCCUAAAAACUCAAAUUGGUUUCUGCACAUUAUGACGAAGUGUGCUCUUCACAAAAAAUUGAGCUCUACAAGUCUAGUAUGAGUCAGGCUACACCUCUGGGACAAGUUCCAAUUUUGGAAAUAGAUGGAAAACGUUACACUCAAACCAUGCCAAUUUGCAGAUACUUAGGAAGAUUGCUUAAAAUUGACGGCAAAGAUAUGUUAGAAGAUAUGGCUAUUGAUUCUGCUGUUGAAAUUAUUUGGGAUAUACUUAAAAUUGCUUAUGAACGCGCGAUGGGAGGAGGUAACGAAGAAAAAAAAAAGCAAUUAUUGGAUAAAUUACAUGAACAAAUGCCUGUGUUAUUAGGAAAAUUUGAAGAAGAUACCAAGAAAAAUGGAUUUAUUGCAACAAACAAACUUUCUUGGGCCGAUUUGGUGUUCCUUUGUGGAUACGAAGACAUGGAAAACCUUUUAGCGGGAGAAAACCCAUUUGCUAAAUACCCUCAUCUACAAAAAUUGAAAAAUAAACUUCUCGAAAAUAAAAAUAUUAAGGAAUAUCUCCUGAAAAGACCUACCAACACUAUGAUGACUGCUUACAACUUGAAAAAUGAUCUCAAAUGAUGUAAAAAAAUGAUUUGUUUUAAAUAAAUUUUUGUUUUUCUUAAAGUAU
Molecule: messenger RNA, 894 nt
Organism: Psylliodes chrysocephalus
Lineage: Eukaryota; Metazoa; Arthropoda; Insecta; Coleoptera; Chrysomelidae
Source: the annotation of a GenBank genome assembly